AUGAUACGACGAUUCGCGACAUCGACAGCCGCACGCCAUCAGAGGACGCCACUGAUUAAAUUCCUGGGCCCAAGAGCUGCUCUUGCUGGUUGGGGACACGCACACGCUUCAUCGUCUCAACAACCAAGUGCAAGCUCGUCAUCGACAUCAAGCAGUACAUCCAAAGCAUCAAAGGACACCGUCUACUAUGAAGACGAGGCUGAAUUACCCACUCGCUUCAAACGGAAACCACUCAAACAAGCGGAAAUGGAUGCCAUCCAAAUAUUAAAUCAGUGUAAGUGGCCAAAUGGACCUCAAAUGCCAUCCCUGCCUUUCAAACAUGCUCGUUGUCCGGCCCUUUCGAAGCUCUUUGCUUCAUCGCCCUUCCAUGUCGCAAAGAGUCAAAAAGUGUAUGCCAAGAUUAAAACCAAAAAUAGUGCUCCACAAAGGUCGUUGCGGAAUUCUAAACAGUUUGAACGUCAUUCCGCCGCAUCACCCAGUGGUGCCACAUCUCCCAUCGUUUCAUCGUUACAAAGGAGCUUGGAGUCUCGAUGCAAUGGGUUUGCAAGGUUCGAGGAGGGAACAAUCGCCUUUGACAGGCUGCCACCAGACCUAAUGGAACACGUCAAGAACCACAAAACGUAUCCAGUUCACAAGAUCUGGCUAAUUGACUCUGGGUACUGCAUCUUGUAUGAGGACGACAGCGUCGCGUUUGCAAGACUAAACCCAGAUCUCUCCACAUACCUCGCACAAUUCCAAUCACCAUCGUGUGUCGACAAGCUACGCUUCCUCGCCGUAGGCCCAAAAGGACAAUACAUCGCCCAAACGACAUCUGGCAAGAUCGAAGUAAAGCAAUAUGCAGGUGCCAGUAUCAACUCUGAGGUGCUGGAAGUCAUAGACCAGCACAAAGGAACUGAAGAUUGUCUACUAAAAACUGUUGCGCUGGGGUUUGAUGAUGCAAGCCAGUAUUAUAUAAAAUUCGUAGAUGAAGCUACCGCAUGGCAUCUAGACGAUUCUGGGAUGGAUGAGAUGAUACUUCCCGAGGGUGAUUUGCCACAGGAUGAUCGGAUUGUAGAACAGCACAAACCAUCUAGUACAGAAAAGGUGGUCAUGAUCGCACCGCUAGAUUUGAUCUUUACGAAAUCUAGUAUAAGUAGACGGUUUGCUUGCGGCAGGGACGUUGAGACGACCAUGAGACAACUCAAGAAGGGUGAUUUAGAUGUGGACGAUUUGCCCCUAGUACGUAUCUUUUAUGAUGAAGAGGGAUUGCCGUGGUGUAUGGACAAUAAGAGACUGUUUGCCUUUGUUCAGGCUGGAUUAAAGCGUAUUCCGGCAAAGGUUGUUAAUAUGCCAGGUGAUUGGCACUCUGCACCACAAGGAAUUGAGUUGAAAGAGUUACCUACACUGCCGACACAAUGA
This is a messenger RNA of Synchytrium microbalum, 1398 nucleotides long. RefSeq lists its product as uncharacterized. Lineage: Eukaryota; Fungi; Chytridiomycota; Chytridiomycetes; Synchytriales; Synchytriaceae. The transcript is spliced from 5 exons. Gene Ontology annotation, biological process: 2-oxoglutarate metabolic process. The record is from RefSeq and is a predicted model, not a curated record. Bases 1 to 1398 code for a protein of 465 amino acids.